This is a messenger RNA of Ostertagia ostertagi, 234 nucleotides long. Lineage: Eukaryota; Metazoa; Nematoda; Chromadorea; Rhabditida; Trichostrongylidae. The record is from the annotation of a GenBank genome assembly.
GGUCUCGGCAAGACGAUUCAAGUCAUAGCCUUCAUAGCUUAUCUGAAGGAAGCAAACGUUCGCGGUCCGCAUCUCAUAGUUGUGCCGUCGUCAACGAUUGAAAACUGGAUGGCGGAAUUCAUCAAAUGGUGCCCAAAAGUUCGCGUAUGUUUCUUCAUUUGUCUUUCCUUGAACAUGCUUCACGACCUUUUACACUUUUCACAACAACAUCUUGACUAUUUCUAUAUUUGUUAA